UCAUAAACUUUAAUAGAAGGAAGAGAAUACCAAAUUGGGUUUUGGAAUAUUUAACGAAGGAACAUAUGACUAAUUUAACUGCUGGAAGAUUUGAUUGGGGACCAGAUCCAAAUUUUUCGGAAAUAUUCCAGCCAAAAUAUAAUGAUUAUGAGUGUCAUCCGAAUUCUAUAUAUAAUCAUGGCCAUCUAGCAACGGGAAAUUUACAUCCACACGAGCAAGGCUUUUACCUUACAAAUUCAGUGCCACAAUACAAGGAGGUUAACAGUGGACAUUGGAGGGUUAUCGAAGAAUACAUUAGGUAA
Messenger RNA from Meloidogyne enterolobii, 302 nucleotides. The record is from the annotation of a GenBank genome assembly. Lineage: Eukaryota; Metazoa; Nematoda; Chromadorea; Rhabditida; Meloidogynidae.